Molecule: messenger RNA, 1911 nt
Organism: Tachysurus fulvidraco (yellow catfish)
Lineage: Eukaryota; Metazoa; Chordata; Actinopteri; Siluriformes; Bagridae
Exons: 4
Coding region: 232-1911 (559 amino acids)
Source: RefSeq, a predicted model, not a curated record
UUUUUUGCUCUGUUUUUCUGAAUUAACGACUUAAUUAUCUCAAAAUUAUGAGAUAAUUUUUCAUGAAUAAAAAAAAAUUGCUCUGUUUUUCUGAAUUAGAGAUCCCUCAAAAUCCUGCGAGAAGCUCUCACCUGCACGAAGUAACGUCAGGCCACAGUUGCUGAUGCUAAUCAGCCUGACCCUCCAACAACAACAGUGCCAGGCCUACAUGGGUUCAGUGCAGGGCCAGCUAUGGCUACGUCUUCAAAUACCCCUCUCCCACAAGAUGAUGGUCUGUGGAUGUUUCUUCAGAGCCGAGGGAUUCCUGAGAAAAAUAUUCAGAAAAUGCAGCAAGAUCAUAUUGACAGCUCGGUAGUUGGAGAAAUAGAUGAUGCCACUAUGACUGCUUACAUUCCAGCAUAUGGUGAUAGGAUUGCUACAAGGCGUUUCUGUAUGGAAAAACAGAGAAAGCGUGGUGAUGAUCUAAAAAGACAGUCCUUAUUUGAAAAACUUAGAAGAAAGUUGGGCACAUUGACAAGCAAUAAAGACACAGAUCAAGAUUUUGAGGAGGAGCAUUCUAUGCAGCCAACAAAGAUACAUCUGAGAAAUAACAAAAGGGCCGUGAAGAUGACAAGGAAAAUAGAACUAGGAUGGAUACACGACAAGAAACAAGUGAGAAAACGCAAUGGUGGAGGAACCAGAGUUCUUGAUAUUUCCAAGAAAGCCACAAAAACAGAGAUUCUAUCACAAGCUAAAAAGCUAUUUUUCCCCAAUGAGAAAUCGAGAAAGGGAAAGUGGGAAGAGUUUAGUCACAAUAUUGUUGACUUUCAGGAAGCAUACCUUGAUGAGGGUGUUAGUGUGGGAGAGCUCUAUGAGACACAUAAAUUGGGGAUUUUAAGAUUUUACUUGUUCACAGAGCACCAGACAAAUGAAGAUGAAGUGUUCACAGAGAUGACAGAAGGAACUGAUGAACAGACAGAUGCAGCGAGGCAAAAUGAGCGACAGAAAAACACAACAGAAGAUAAUGAGCAGCUGACACAAAAAACACAUGACAGUGAACAGCAGACACAUACUGUAGAAGAUGUUGUCUCUACUGCUGUAGAGAUUGUUGAUCUUACAUCUUUGUGUGAUACAUCAGAGGUCAUUUUUGGCCCUUUGCAAGGUGGACCAUUUUUAGAAGAUCUUGAUGACACAAUCUUACAUGAGCCUAUAGAAGAGGCACAGAUACACAUCAACACCUACAGCUCAACUCCUGUCCAUUCUGACACAGUGCCUGCUGGCCCCUUAAGUCCUACUUAUGAACCUUUGCAUGUGACGGUGAAACUCCACAGAGUCAAUCUCUUGGAGGAACUGAUUACCCAAUUCAAGGAUGAAGUGAUUAUGUCCUACUCUGUGAAAUACAGCUUCAUUCAUGAAAUGGGGGCAGAUGCUGAUGGCGUGUCCAGGGAUGUAUAUGCUGCCUUCUGGACAGAGUUUUUAGACUGCAGCAGAGGGUGCAGAUGUGAGAGUACCAUCACUAUCCCCAAAAUGGCAAGAAGAAGAAUGGAAAUCUGUUGUCAGUCUGAGCGCGAUCUCUUGUCCACUGCUUUGCAAGACACCCUUGAUGGUGAUGAUAAAGAUGAGCUUCUUGAUCUUAUGGAUCGCAUGGGAGUAAGAACAGUACCAACACAAGAGAACUUGAAAGCUGUGCUUCUCCAAGUGGCCCACAAGCAAAUAAUCCAGCAACCAAAAUAUGCACUGGAUAACAUUGCAGCAGUCGCAGGACCAACUCUCAGGGAGUUCUUCCCCAGUGUGCUGGAUAUGCAGAAGAUGUAUGAGAAUCUUAAAACCAUCAACCCGGAAGGUUUUAAAGUUGAUCACGGCCUCUCCAGCUACUCCAGCAGAGAACCAAAGUUUGCAAUUUUUACAUCAGUACAUCAGGGGAUUGGAUGA